Musa acuminata AAA Group (dessert banana) is the source of this 1819-nucleotide messenger RNA. RefSeq names its product NAD-dependent protein deacetylase SRT1. NCBI's taxonomy places the organism in Eukaryota, Viridiplantae, Streptophyta, Magnoliopsida, Zingiberales, Musaceae. Gene Ontology annotation, cellular component: nucleus. Gene Ontology annotation, molecular function: NAD+ binding; transcription corepressor activity. The transcript has 14 exons. The record is from RefSeq and is a predicted model, not a curated record. The coding region runs from base 118 to 1521 and encodes 467 amino acids. Gene Ontology annotation, biological process: negative regulation of transcription by RNA polymerase II.
AAAAGCUUGUUUUGCACCGCUCCCGUUUGCUGAUGCCUCCUUAGACUUUCCUCUGUGUAUAUUUCUGGGAGGAUCCAAAGUUCUCUGCUAGUUGGGAAAGAGAAAAGGGGGGAAGCCAUGUCUUUGGGGUACGCGCAGAAGCUCUCCUACAGGGAGGACGUCGGCACCGUGGGCAUGUCUGAGAUCUUCGACCCACCCGACCUCCUCCAGCAAAAGAUUGAAGAACUUGCCCUAAUGAUUAAAAAGAGCAAACAUCUGGUGGCAUUUACAGGGGCUGGGAUUUCAACUUCAAGUGGCAUACCAGAUUUUCGAGGACCGAAGGGUGUUUGGACUCUUCAGCGAGCAGGCAUGGGAUUGCCUGAAGCAUCACUUCCUUUUCACCGUGCAAUGCCAAGUCUUACUCAUAUGGCUUUAGUGGAAUUGGAGAGAGCUGAUAUCCUGAAGUUUGUUAUUAGUCAGAACGUUGAUAGUCUUCAUCUUCGAUCUGGCAUACCAAGGGAGAAGCUUGCUGAAUUGCAUGGAAAUUCUUUCAGGGAAGUUUGCCCUGCAUGUGGGAUCGAAUAUAUUCGAGAUUUUGAGGUUGAAACCAUUGGGAUGAAAGAGACAUCAAGGCGUUGUUCUGACACAAAGUGUGGUGCAAAACUUAAGGACAGUGUUCUUGAUUGGGAGGAUGCUUUACCUCCUAAAGAGAUGAACUCUGCUGAGAAGCACUGCAGAACUGCUGACCUUGUAUUAUGUUUAGGGACUAGUUUGCAGAUAACACCUGCGUGCAACUUACCUUUAAAGUGUAUCCGAAAUGGUGGGAAGAUUGUUAUUGUAAAUCUUCAGCCAACCCCAAAGGACAAAAAGGCUAGUCUGGUGAUCCAUGGGCUUGUUGAUAAGGUUAUUGCAGGCGUCAUGAACUUUCUUAGCCUGUGCAUUCCUCCAUAUAUCCGCAUUGACUUUGCUCAACUUAGUCUGUCUCAUUCACCAAAAAAGAACACUUACGUGAAAUGGACUCUGAGGAUUACAAGUAUCCAUGGACCCAGAGCUCCAUUAGCAUUUCUGAAGUCAGUUGAGAUAUCAUUUCCUGAGAGACCGGACUUAAAGGCUGCCUUCCUAGAUAAGCAGCCAUUUCAUCUGAAAAGGGAAACAGCAAGAAAAAGGCCCUUCAAGAUGUUGUUAACUUUUCACUUUUGUGAUGGUUGUAGCUGUCCAUCCACUUCCAUUGAGUGGCCAAUUGAUUUUCAGGUUACUAAAGGAAGCUUUGUUCAAGAUAAGGAUGAGGUCCUUCGCAGUCUGAAGAAUGCAGCAGGGGAAGAAUCCCAUGGUGGUCAAUAUGCUGCUUUGGAGGCGAAGUUCCUUCCUAGGUCUGAAGUUACAACUAUUGCCAUAGCAACAAGCAUUUGCAGAUUCGACGGCUUGGCAGAUGUGAACAGGCGGCUGGACAUGAUAUCUAACAACUGCUUUCCUUUGAUUAAAAGGUGCAACGAAGGCACCAAUGGCAACACAACAUCCGAGAAGAGAUUCAAGCGGACCUGACCACCAGGGUUUCUUUGACAUGUGGUUCCAGGCUUCAUUUAGCAAUAUAUACUGAUGUCUAACAUUAGUACCACACAACUUCCUUACUAGACAUUUUGCACAAGAGUAGCAGUAUGCAGAUGGAAAGGCUGGGUGAAUUUUGAAUGUCGCGCCGAGUUUCCAUUUACGAGUCUCAGAUAGAGAGACGUCCAAUCUUUUUGUGCCAAAUUUUGUGUAUCAAGUGUGCUUAUAUUAACAUGUUCUUCACAGCUUAUUUGUUACUGUAUGCCUUCUUAAUGCAUAUAUUGCAUGCUUGUGA